AUGAACGCCCAAAUAUUCCUGUUUAUAUUACUCUCAAUAAGUCUAGAACACUUUGCACAAGCAGAAUUUCAACAUAGUUUAGAAAUCACAGAUAUUUUACCCGAAGAUAUAAAACGUUACGACAAAAUGAGGCCGCCCAAAAAGGAGGGUCAACCAACGAUAGUCUACUUUCAUGUCACCGUCAUGGGUUUAGAUUCAAUCGAUGAGAAUUCCAUGACCUAUGUGGCCGAUAUAUUCUUUGCCCAGACCUGGAAAGAUCAUCGUUUAAGACUGCCGGAAAAUAUGACACAGGAAUAUCGUUUACUAGAGGUGGAUUGGCUGAAACGUUUAUGGCGUCCGGAUUCGUUUUUCAAAAAUGCCAAAUCGGUAACAUUUCAAACGAUGACCAUACCAAAUCAUUACAUGUGGCUGUAUAAAGAUAAAACUAUAUUGUAUAUGGUGAAAUUGACAUUAAAACUGUCGUGUAUUAUGAAUUUUGCCAUUUAUCCGCAUGAUACACAGGAGUGUAAACUACAGAUGGAGAGUUUAUCACACACCACGGAUGACAUGAUAUUUCAAUGGGAUCCCACCACACCUUUGGUGGUCGAUGAAAACAUCGAAUUGCCUCAGGUGGCGCUGAUACACAAUGAAACGGCCGAUUGUACGCAGGUCUAUUCCACCGGUAAUUUCACCUGCCUGGAGGUGGUCUUCACUUUGAAGAGACGUCUCGUUUACUAUGUUUUCAAUACCUACAUACCCACUUGCAUGAUUGUCAUUAUGUCUUGGGUUUCAUUUUGGAUUAAGCCAGAAGCUGCUCCGGCACGUGUCACUCUGGGUGUCACUUCUCUACUAACUCUAUCAACGCAACAUGCGAAAUCUCAAUCAUCGCUACCGCCCGUCUCCUACUUGAAAGCAGUGGAUGCUUUUAUGUCCGUGUGUACGGUUUUCGUGUUUAUGGCUUUAAUGGAAUAUUGUUUAAUCAACAUUGUGUUAAGUGAUACGCCCAUACCAAAGCCCAUAGCUUAUCCUCCCAAACCCAAGCCAGAAGAACCUAAAAAAGAGGAGGCGAAACCCGAGCCGCCACCACCACCAGCUCAUCCACCGCUAACGGAUGAAAAAAUCGAAAAGAUAUUCGAUGAAAUGACAAAAAACAAAAGGGUAAGUUGAGGCUUUUCUUAAAACAUAAAGUACCAUACUACACGUCGUGUUAUGCGGCCACCACUCGAUGCCGAUGGUCCUUGGAUUCCUCGCCAAGAAUCUCGCAUUAUUUUAACACCCACAAUAGCUCCUCCACCAGCACCACCCAAGCCCGCUGAACCCGAACCGCCCAAACCGAAACUAACACCUCAACAGGAACGUUUAAAACGUGCCAUUUACAUUGAUCGUACUUCUCGUGUAGCUUUCCCAGCUUUAUUUGCCUCUCUAAAUGCCAUCUAUUGGAUAGUAUUUUAUGAAUAUCUUUAA
Messenger RNA from Calliphora vicina (urban bluebottle blowfly), 1443 nucleotides. It is a transcript of the gene ort, whose product is annotated as ora transientless. The transcript is spliced from 4 exons. The record is from RefSeq and is a predicted model, not a curated record. NCBI's taxonomy places the organism in Eukaryota, Metazoa, Arthropoda, Insecta, Diptera, Calliphoridae. Gene Ontology annotation, cellular component: neuron projection; plasma membrane; synapse. Gene Ontology annotation, biological process: nervous system process; chloride transmembrane transport; regulation of membrane potential. Gene Ontology annotation, molecular function: transmembrane signaling receptor activity; transmitter-gated monoatomic ion channel activity involved in regulation of postsynaptic membrane potential; chloride channel activity.